This is a messenger RNA of Symbiodinium necroappetens, 2652 nucleotides long. NCBI's taxonomy places the organism in Eukaryota, Dinophyceae, Suessiales, Symbiodiniaceae. The record is from the annotation of a GenBank genome assembly.
AUGUUUGAAGACUGGUCGGCCCAGCUGGUGAGCGGAGGUGGAAAGGAGUUGUUUGCAAAGGACGGAUGUCAUGGCUUGCUUCCGCUACCGCUUAUGCUGGGACGGCGCAACGUGCUCUGGAUGAAGAGUGCUCGGCUGGUUUCCCUGUUUCUGAGCCUGCUUAGCAUCGCCACAGGCUUGAUCUGCUGGUCUCGCUUCAGCGCCAUACACGCUGGUUACGUGCACGACGGUGUUUCAGCAGGAAUCAGCUUCAACGUCAGCCAGCUCUCGCAGCUCAGCCACCUGGUAAUGGUCGCAGGACAUGCAGUGGUCAUGGCAGACUCCCUGGAGCACAUCGUGCACAAAGAGUCCGACUGGUUCCUUGAAGCCUAUCAGCGUGGUCAGGACCUUCCCCAAGCCAGCGUCAGCCACAUCAAGGCGGGAGUGGAGGCAGCUGCACUGGACCCAAGAGCUCUGCUGAUAUUCUCUGGAGGUCAGACUCGUGCUGCAGCGGGACCCCGAAACGAGGGCUGGAGCUACUAUCGUGUAGCCGAGUACUUCGACUGGUGGGGAUACUCUGCGAACCGCCCCGAUCUUCUAAGGGAGGCGCAGCAGCGCACGCAGCGCACAUCUACUUUUUUGCCAGUGGCACAACGUGCCGUGACGGAGGAGUUCGCCUUGGAUUCCUUCCAGAACGUUCUAUUUUCCCUUUGUCGCUUCAAAGAGGUCGUGGGCCGCUAUCCUGACAGGGUCACCAUCGUGAGUUUCACCUUCAAGAAGCAGCGCUUCUCCGAGUUGCACCGUGGAGCCUUGCGCUUUCCGAGCGCCAGAUUUUCCUACAUCGGCAUCCAGCCACCUCCCGGGUCUCGCUUCGAUGUGGUGAAAGCAGAAUCCGGAGAGCACGAGGCUGCAAAGCUUUUCCAAUCCGAUCCCUACGGCUGCCACUCGCAAACGUUGGUGGAGAAGAGGCGUGCGAGAAACCCGUUCCAGCGAACAACGCCCUACUUGCUGUCGUGUCCAGAACUCAAGGCGCUCCUGCAGUGGUGCGGGCCGGACAUCUUUCGCGGAGCUCUACCCUGGGGCUCGCAGACCGAACCAGAGAAGGUCACCUCGCCGGGCCUCCGACCUGCAAAAGCAGACUAUGCGGCAGCAAAAGAGUUGGCCCAUUUAAUGCAGGACAUGCGCAUGCACCAGCUGCCCUAUGGAGCCGUCAAGCGAAGCGAGCGAUCAAUUUGCUGUGAGAAAGUCCCAGAUGGCAGUUUCCCACCUCCACAGGGCCAAUACGCCGGGAUGGACAACGGCUACUUGCCCCUUGGCAUGGGCCCGAUUCCUGUCGCGCCCUGCCCAAAGGGGGCACCUUUUCCUACGCCCAUGCCAGGAGGACCCGGACAAAGCUCGGGGACGUACGGAGGCUAUGGUGUGAACCCAUUCCACACUGGAGCCGGCGCGUAUCCUCCUGGGUAUGCUCUGCCGCCGGGCCAGUAUGGGUACCACGGAUACCAGAACAUUCAUCCAGGCUAUGCGCCAGGCCAGAUUCUGAAUUGGAGGCUACUACGGGCACGGUGCUAUGAACUCGUUGGUCCAGCGGGGAUACUACCCGACGGCACGGCCAGGUCGCACUCGACAGAGGAGCUCGUGCUGCUGAGAAGGCUCCUCCAUGUUCCGGAGCCCUUUCGCAUGGCGCCUUCCACGUGUGGGAAGGCCGGCAUCCGCUGCGAGUAUGUGGCGCUGAAUCUUCGAAUCACAGUGGAUAUUCACGCUCUGCGAUUUGAGUUUCCUGUGCCCACUGGUUGGAGUGGCAGCCUGCCACAGAAGGAGAGGGGAACGUCAGUCCGACUGGCCUCCACGAUGACAGAGGCGGCGCCGCCUGCAGGAGAGUGGGCCUUCAGGGCAUCCGUCCUGGGCUGCGAAGGAGCUCUGUCAGGGCACGUUUACCUCGACCCGAACGGUCGGGCAGCCUACUUGGCAGAUGGGGUGCAGAUUGUUGGUCGCGGAGUUGGACACUGGGCCACAAAUGGGGAGAUGGUGGCGGUCGAGCUGGAUGUGUACCAGUACGCCGCAGCUGCUGCAGUCAUACCGGAGAAGCCACACCGCUUCCGCGGGGUCUUCGAGCUCAACGGCGUGGCUCGUGGCCCGCAGCAGGGAGACUGGUAUGCCUGCCCGAGCCACGAGGCUCCACGGCUCGUCGGUGGCCUCGAUGUUGCAGCAGACACCAUGGAGCUGCUGCCUUUAGCCAUGGCAGGAAGUGCUGCUGCAGGUCCUUCUCCACGAGUUCCUGCCAGUCUCAGGGAUCAGGCCAUGGAAGCCUUGGACGCGCAGUCAGGCCUCAGGGCAACAGCCCCGGGGACACCUUCUUCCAAGCAGAUACUGGCACCCUACCAGGUUGGCACAAUACCAGAGAUCUACUACAUCCCUGAGUGGAUCUCGAAGGAGGAGGAGGCGGAGUUCUUUCAGAUCGCGGAUGGGGACAUGCGCUCCUGGGAGGACAUGCGCACGAGAUCUUCCCAGGAGUGGGGUGCAGGUGACAGAUGUACCUGUGGACGAGGGCUGAUGCGGAUGCCUCUGCCAGAGUCGCAGCAGAAGCGCGACUCUAAGAGAUUUUGCAGCAGCACUGCCAAUGCCACGGGCAAUGUAUCCGAAAUCAGCUGCUUCCGAAGCGUGGGUCCAAGUUAG